Molecule: messenger RNA, 561 nt
Organism: Symbiodinium sp. CCMP2456
Lineage: Eukaryota; Dinophyceae; Suessiales; Symbiodiniaceae
Source: the annotation of a GenBank genome assembly
GCGAAGACGUGGCACGAGCUCGUCGUGGCAUCGACGAAGCCGCCAAAGAGAUCCUACCCGACUGCGGUUUAUGAUCCGCAGGGCAAGGCCAUGGUGGUCUUUGGGGGUUGGGAUGGCCACGACCGUUUCGAUGACACGUGGGCCUUCGACCUGGCGGCGAAGACGUGGCACGAGGUCGAUGUGGGAUCGACGAAGCCGCCAGCGAGAAACUACCCGACUGCGGUUUACGAUCCGCAGGGCAAGGCCAUGGUGAUCUUUGGGGGUUACGAUGGCCACGACCGUCUGGAUGACACGUGGGCCUUCGACCUGGCGGCGAAGACGUGGCACGAGCUCGUCGUGGCAUCGACGAAGCCGCCAAAGAGAAGCUACCACACAGCUGUCUACGAUCCGCAGGGCAAGGCCAUGGUGAUCUUUGGGGGUUACGAUGGCCACGACCGUCUGGAUGACACGUGGGCCCUUCGACCUGGCGGGAGCGCCCAAGCAGGUCGAGUGAGUCUGAACGCCAAGCGCGGGUUGGGUGUGCCUUGUGAGCUUUGUUUCACGGUGGAUAAGAGCGUCUGA